Molecule: messenger RNA, 1041 nt
Organism: Clarias gariepinus (North African catfish)
Lineage: Eukaryota; Metazoa; Chordata; Actinopteri; Siluriformes; Clariidae
Product: protein B4
Exons: 5
Coding region: 113-988 (291 amino acids)
Biological process (GO): nucleosome assembly
Cellular component (GO): nucleosome
Molecular function (GO): DNA binding; structural constituent of chromatin
Source: RefSeq, a predicted model, not a curated record
CUGAUCCUCAGAUCCAACCUAGUUAAUUUUAGUCUCAGUCUCUUUGUAGGUUCUGCUGCAUUUAAGGUUUUAAUAUUUUUUAAGGCUUCACUUGUUGAUUAUUUUAUUUUAAAUGGGUCCCAAAAAGGCUGCUGCAGAAGUGAGCUCUCCUCCCAGCACAGGGGCGGAGGACCAGCUGAUGGAGGAGCAGAAAGAAGACAGCCCUGUGGUGGGGACCAAGGCAGUGAGGAAGGCGUCUCCUCACCCGACCACGAUGGAGAUGCUGAAGGAGGCCCUGAUGGAGCUCGACCAGCGUAAGGGUGUGUCUGCUCAGGCCAUCCGCGCCUUCAUCAAGGAGAAAUACACGACUGUGGACGAGACGAGGCUGAAGACGAUGGUGCGCAAAGCUCUGGUUAAAGGUAUCGACUCUGGAGUGUUUGUGAGACCUGCAAACUCCGCCACGACAACCGGGGCUCAGGGUCGCUUUAGGCUUGCUGUUCGUAAACCAGCGAAGAGCAAAGAGGCUAAAGAGAACGCGAACCCCAACGUCAGCAAGGCCAAGGAACCGAAAGUUAAGAUGGGGGAUGUGAAGACUAAGAAAACAAAGUCUGCAGCUGUGGAGGGAGACAAGCCCAAGAAAACCAAGAAGAACGAUGUCUCUGCUUCCAAAGUGGCUCCUGCAAAGAAGCCCAAAGCCAAGCGAGCCGCUGGAGAGACCAGUGAGGGAGAGUCAGAACCUAAAACCCAAAAGAAAUCCAAAGCAUCAAAGGGUGAGGGUGCAGAAAAAUCUGGUGCCAAGAAAGGAGGAAGGAAAGCGGCUCAGAAGGCUGAGGGAGACGUUAGUCCGGCGUCGGAGGGAGAGCAGACGGAGGUGCAGGAAGGUGGAGCAGAGUCUGUGGCUCCUGUGCAGAAAAGGGGAGGAAAGAAAGCGGGUCAGAAAGCAGAGGAUGGACAGCAGAACGGCACCAAGUCAUCGGGGAAGAAGGGCAAGAAGGCAGCGGAGAAAUAGUUUUUAUAUUUGCACUUUGUUUAUUUUUGUCUAAUAAAGCCUUUUGUACUUUA